This is a messenger RNA of Anopheles coustani, 2803 nucleotides long. RefSeq names its product pantothenate kinase 3 (gene fbl). The record is from RefSeq and is a predicted model, not a curated record. Gene Ontology annotation, molecular function: pantothenate kinase activity; ATP binding. The transcript is spliced from 6 exons. Gene Ontology annotation, biological process: coenzyme A biosynthetic process. Gene Ontology annotation, cellular component: nucleus; cytosol. Bases 932 to 2467 code for a protein of 511 amino acids. NCBI's taxonomy places the organism in Eukaryota, Metazoa, Arthropoda, Insecta, Diptera, Culicidae.
GAAAAUAGCAAACUAAACAUAAGCCACAGCAAAAGAACACUUUCGCCAACGUUGCAAUCUUGCCUGGACGGAAGCAGUCCGUUACCACAUCUACCGUCCGGAAACCGAAGCCGUCUGAGUGUAAGCUUAACUACAGAAACAGUAUAAACCCUACAAGAAGCAAAAACAAGUGUCCAUAGUUGUGGAAUGUGUGAUCCGGUUUUCUGAUCAUUAGCCUCUGGAUUGUGCGAACCAGGGGCUGGGCUUCUUCCAACUCGACACAGUUUUGUGCAUAAAAUCAAGAAAUGAAACAGUGAACGAAAAACGUCGUCAACGCCUUCCCAGCUACGGAACCGCUGCAUCACCGUUCGAUGGACCAGAAUUGUUUGUUUACGUACGGCACCAAACAGCUAGGCGUGUAUGUGAUCACCUUAAAGUAGAGCAUGGUUGCGUCCCACCGACAUUUCGAAGCAACAAAAAGUGUGCCCAGAAGCAAACGGCAGAUGCGAAACGUCUACAACGAGUGGAAUCAAAUGCCCCACAUAAACGACACAAGAAUAAUCGUUCAAGAGGCCUAAAAAACGUACAAAAACAAACUCUCCCGUGGAAAGUUACCCCUAGGGAUGCGUGUGCAUUUUUGAUCGAAAUCAUUUCUGAAGUUUCGAGCCGCCCCAUUUUUCCAGUAUUAUCAUGGAUAGCGAUACGGAAGGCACCUCUAAAGUUGUACGAAAAGGUGGCGCUGAACGCUGCGAUCGAGAGGGGCAUCCGUUUGCGCCAAGAGCGGGCCCUCGAACAAUGCCGAUUCGCGCAGCAGCCGCUGGACCUGGCGGACUAUAUCGUUCCGCAGGGGCCACUCUAUAGUGCCGUGCAGCGCAUUCUCCUCACCGGGACCACCCCGACCGUCGGGUCGGUGCUGUCCAUCCUUCACCACCAGCAUCACAGCAGUAGCGCAAUGCGCAAAACGCGCCACAUAUCCCCCCCUGCCGAGGGAGGAGGGGGAGGCCCAAGUGGUGGCGGUAGUGCCGGUUCCAGCGGCCCCAAACCACCCUCGCGCACAUCCGGUAGCAAACGCGCCGGCCGUGGUUCGGCCGACUUCCGUCCGCUGAAUCGCACUUCCACGGCCACCUCGUCCUCGUCGGCCGGUUCCAGCACCUCCAUACUGUCCAGUCUGUCGUCGUCGGCCAGCACGACCACCACCCCCCAGCGGCGCCAGCGACGGAGGAAACGGCGCCCGCCGACCGCUGGCUGCCGGAGAGCUGCGGGACAUUCCGACGGCACCAAAGAGGCGAGAAGAAGGGCCCGGAAGGCGUCCUCGUCGCCGGCCGACGCACGGUGGACCGACGAGAGCCGGUCCGAGUCGCCGGAACAUUCCAAUGAGGGAGCACUGUCGAUGCCAUGGUUCGGCAUGGACAUUGGCGGCACACUGACGAAGCUGGUCUACUUCGAGCCGAAGGACAUCACACCGGGCGAGCUGGACCAGGAGGCCAAGAUUCUGCGCAACAUACGGCGCUACCUGACGAAGAAUUCGGCCUACGGCAAUACCGGCCACCGGGACAUCCACCUGCAGAUGGACGACGUGGUGAUCCGGGGGCGGCGUGGCUCGCUCCACUUCAUCCGCUUCCCGACCUCCGAGAUGCUGAGCUUCCUGCGGCUGGCCAAGUCGAAGGGCAUGGCGCAGCUGGUGACGACGAUCUGUGCCACCGGUGGCGGUGCGUACAAGUUCGAGGACGAUUUCCAGCGGGAGGUCAACAUGAAGCUGGCCAAGUUCGACGAGCUCGAUGCGCUGAUCAAGGGCAUCCUGUUCACCGAGACGCACAAUCCAUGCGAAUGCUACUACUGGGAGAACGCCAAUGAAAUCAGUAGUACGAAGAAAAAGUUUGACUUCAGCCAACCGUACCCGUUUAUUCUGGUGAACGUCGGUUCGGGCGUGUCGGUGCUGGCCGUGCGCGGACCCGACAACUACAAGCGCAUCUCCGGUACGAGUUUGGGCGGCGGAACAUUCCUGGGCCUAUGCUGCCUGCUCACCGGCUGUGAAACGUUCGAGGAAGCGAUACAGCUGGCGACGACGGGUGAUCACAAGAAAGUAGAUAAAUUAGUGAAAGACAUUUACGGCGGCGACUACGAGCGGUUCGGGCUGCCCGGCGAGCUGGUGGCCUCGAGCUUCGGGCAGAUGCAUCUACAAGAACGGCGGCAGAGUGUAAGCAAGGAGGAUCUGGCCCACGCGAUCCUGGUGACGAUCACCAACAACAUUGGUUCGAUCGCCCGGAUGUGCGCCAGCAAUGAGAAAAUUGAAAAGGUCGUGUUCGUGGGCAACUUUCUGCGCGUCAACCCAAUUUCGAUGAAGCUGCUCGCGUACGCGAUGGACUACUGGUCGAAGGGCACGCUGAAGGCGCUGUUCCUCGAACAUGAAGGCUACUUCGGUGCUGUCGGUUGCCUUUUGCAGUUCAACGGUGAACUGCACGCACAAGUCGGUGAUUUACUUACCUAGGCUAGGGUAGAGUUACGAUGGGGGAAAACAGUACUCUCCCAGGUGUAUCAGUGAUGGGAGAAAAGCAGAAAGAAAAACGAAGGUAGGAAGGAAAACUUAGUGUAUCAGGAAGAGAAUCAGCUAGUGUGAGGGUAGAACGCAUGCGGGAGUUGUCGUAUAUCAUUUACUAUUUUAUUUAAAACUAGUUUAGUUCAGUUCGUCAGUUCGUUUUGUCCUUCUGUAAGUUUUCAUGAGAGGUUUAUGGUUCUAAACAAAGCAAAAAAAAAAAAUAAUUGUGAAAUAAAACAAAAAAACGCCAAGCGGAGUUAACGAGUAAGCGAACCACAAGUGCAACGA